Molecule: messenger RNA, 1059 nt
Organism: Neoarthrinium moseri
Lineage: Eukaryota; Fungi; Ascomycota; Sordariomycetes; Amphisphaeriales; Apiosporaceae
Exons: 2
Coding region: 1-1059 (352 amino acids)
Source: RefSeq, a predicted model, not a curated record
AUGCCGCUCCUCCCGACCUCGACAGGCAAGCCGCGCGUCAUCCUGGGCCUGAUGACCUUUGGUCCGUCCGGGUCCGAAGGUGCCGGCGCGCGGAUCACGGACCUUGGCGUGUACAACUCGGUGCUGGACAAGUUCCAGUCACGGGGCUACAACGAGGUCGACACGGCGCGCGUCUAUAUCAACGGCGCUCAGGAGGCCUUCACCAAGGAGGCCCGGUGGAAGGAGAGGGGCUUGACGCUGGCCACCAAGGUCAAGUACCCGAGCGCCGACGGCGACCACGUAGCACAGAAGGUAGCCGAGAGCGUCGAGACCAGCUUGAAGGAGCUGGGCACGCAUACUAUCGAUAUUCUCUACAUCCAUGCCGCCGACCGCGCAACGCCCUUUGAGGAGACCCUGGGCGCCCUCGACAAGCUGCACAAGGCCGGCAAGUUCGUGCGCCUGGGCCUGUCCAACUACACGGCGUUCGAGGUGGCCGAGGCCGUCAUGAUCUGCCGGCAGCACGGCUGGGUGCGCCCGACCAUCUACCAGGCCAUGUACAACGCCAUAACGCGCGGCAUCGACGCCGAGCUGAUCCCGGCCUGCCGCCGCUACGGGCUCGAGCUGGUCGUGUACAACCCGAUCGCCGGCGGGCUGUUCAGCGGCAAGAUCAAGAGCAAGGACAUUGCGCCCACCGAGGGUCGCUUCAGCGAUGCCCAGGGCACGGGAGCCAACUACCGCAACCGCUACUUCAAGGACAGCACGUUCGAGGCCCUGCGCACCAUCGAGGAGGCUGUCGCCAAGCACGAGGGGCUCACCAUGAUCCAGACGGCGCUGCGGUGGGUGGUGCACCACAGCUCGCUAAAGAUCAAGGACGGCAACGAUGGCGUGAUCAUUGGCAUCUCAAGCCUCGAGCAGCUGGACGGCAACCUGGAUGCCUUGGAGAACGGCCCGCUGCCGGAUGAUGUGGUUCAAGCCCUAGAUCAGGCUUGGAAGAUCACCAAGGCCGAUGCACCGAACUACUGGCACAAGGAGCUGGCGUACACAUAUGAUACGAAAGAGGCCCUGUUCGGGAAGAAAUGA